Solenopsis invicta (red fire ant) is the source of this 1958-nucleotide messenger RNA. RefSeq names its product secretory carrier-associated membrane protein 5B (gene Scamp). The record is from RefSeq and is a predicted model, not a curated record. Lineage: Eukaryota; Metazoa; Arthropoda; Insecta; Hymenoptera; Formicidae. Gene Ontology annotation, cellular component: recycling endosome membrane; trans-Golgi network membrane. Bases 206 to 1258 code for a protein of 350 amino acids. The transcript has 8 exons. Gene Ontology annotation, biological process: protein transport.
AGUAUUGAAUGCCGUGGAGCUGUAGUGAUGGACGUAGACCGAGAAGUAUGGUUGCUGCCACGACGUCACCGUAUAUAACGGCGGAAUCAUGGCUCAUCAGGUUUAAGCAGAUUUAGAUAAGAUUAAUUGAGUAUUAUCAAAAUCCGAGAACGAACUCCGAGAGUGUUUCGACUGCGGGUCGUCAGUGCAGGGACAAGGACGAGAGAUGUCCGGCUUUGACGAGAAUCCCUUCGGGGAGCCUACAAUUAACGAUCCUUUCUCUGAUCCAGCGAUACGAAGAGCAGUAACCUCUACACCUGCUAGUAGAGGCUUAGAAGAUUAUAAUCCUUUUGCCGAGCAAGGUACUCAAGGAACUACACAGGUCAGAGGGGCAGUAAAUCCACCCAUCUAUGGAGGGCAAACGCAGCAACCUGCUACACUUCAACCUUCUAAUCAAGAAGCACCUCCUCCCGCAUAUGCUCGUACUCCCCAACAAACGGUCAAUGCGGCGCUUGGAAGCACCAUGUCACCUCCAUCAGAUCAACGAGCAGAAUCUGAAUGGAAGGCCAGGGCAGAAGAAGAGAUGAGAAAUACCCCAUACUAUCCAAGACGAAAUAAUUGGCCGCCAUUGCCAGACAAGUUCUGUUUUCAACCAUGCUUCUAUCAAGAUAUUGACGUGGAGAUCCAUACUGAUUUUCAAAAGACAGUGAGACAAUUAUAUUACCUCUGGAUGUUUCACGGCUCUGUUCUGCUGUUGAAUGUAAUUGGAGGAUUUAUUUUGAUGCUCUGUGGCGAAGGUUUCUCAACAUUUGGUUUGGCUAUCUUAUAUCUCAUACUCUUUACUCCAUUCUCCUUCAUGUGCUGGUUUAGACCAGCAUAUAGGGCUUUCAAGAAUGAUAGCUCUUUCAAUUUUAUGGUCUUUUUCUUUGUCUUCUUUUUUCAAUUAAUCGUCACCGGUAUCCAGGCUAUAGGUAUUCCUGGUGCUGGAACUUGUGGCAUAAUUACAGCUGUUAGUAUGUUUAAUUCGACACCCAAAGGUAUUUUCCUUGGUCUUAUUAUGCUCUUCAUCGCUUUUUGUUUUCUUACUGCGGCUGGUGGUGAUCUCUUACUGCUUACUAAGAUCCACCGCAUUUAUCGUACUUCCGACGCGAGUGUCACGAAAGCGCAGCAAGAAUUUGCUACAACAUUUUUGCGAAAUGAACAUGUGCAAACCGCCGCGAGCAAUGUCGCAGCGAGUGCAGUCCGUCAGCAGAUGGCUAACGCUGCUCCACGUUACUAAACAAUUCUAUCACUUACUUGUUCUACGAAACACUAUGUUCUGGCUUUACACCAUUCAGUAAGUGGAUAGAUCUCAUUAGUUUCGCUAUUUAUGGAUUAUAUAAGAUCAUAGAAAAAUGCAAUGUAUUGCAAAAUUUUAUUCUUACAAUGAAACGCUGCGAUCGAAAAUCAUAUUUCACGAUCAAAUUUAUUCUCUAAUGUAUUAUUAAUGUUGUACAGUUAAUACUGCAAAGUAUCUCGAAGUAUUAACGAAUGUUCUAAAAAAACUUUCCGAACCUAUUAUGUAUUUUGUUUCUAAGUAUAACAUUUUAUGUGUUAGAAGAAAAUUAUACUAUGCAUAUAACAUUUCUACAUAAGUUCGAUAUAUUAGUUUAUCAUGUACGUUUAUUUAUGAGAUCUUCAAAUUAGGUUACAAUCAUGUGAGUGAGCUAUUGAUAAUCAUAUCACUCGUAUCAUAAUUUUAUUAUUACAUCAUUACUUACGUUUACUAGCUUUCAUAUUUUAGUGGCACAGUCUCAUGACAAUGUGAUCAUAUUAUAAGUUAUGAAAGUAAUUAAAUUGAUUCCAAGUCCACAUAACUGCAAAAUUCGAAUUAUAGAAUAUAAUUUGAUUCAUAUUUGUUGAAUGUUAACAUAAACGCUAAUUUACUUAUAAAUAUUCAUAAAUAGCUUUCUUACAAACCUUGUGACACCCUGUAACAC